Molecule: messenger RNA, 1616 nt
Organism: Corylus avellana
Lineage: Eukaryota; Viridiplantae; Streptophyta; Magnoliopsida; Fagales; Betulaceae
Product: mogroside I-E synthase-like
Molecular function (GO): quercetin 7-O-glucosyltransferase activity; quercetin 3-O-glucosyltransferase activity
Source: RefSeq, a predicted model, not a curated record
UGUUCACUUCAUGUUCUCAUUUAUAUAUCAGAAGGUACUCAAACACAUACAGAGAGAGAGAGACAUCUUGAAGUUGUAAAAGCAGGAAUAUUUCGAGAUGGAAAAGAAUGUCUACAGACCUCAUUGUUUGGUCUUACCAUUUCCAGCACAAGGCCAUAUUAAUCCCAUGAUGCAAUUCUCUAAGCGUUUGGAGCACAAAGGGGUAAAAGUUACAGUGGUUAUUACCAAAUCCAUGUCCAACACCAUCCAAAAAGAAGCCACCUCCAUUGCUCUCGAGACAAUCUCUGACGGCUAUGAUGAAGGCGGGUUAACACAAGCAGAGAGCGUCCACGCCUAUUUGGAGCGUUUCCGGCGAGUCGGGUUUCAAACUUUGACUGAGCUUAUUGAGAAGCUUUCUAGCUCAGGCUGCCCUGUUGAUUGUGUUGUUUAUGAUCCUUUCUUGUCUUGGGGUCUAGACGUAGCCAAAACGUUUGGCUUACUCGGGGCUGUGUUUUUCACUCAAUCUUGUGUUGUUGAUAAUAUAUACUACCAUGUCCACAAAGGAGUACUGAAACUCCCUCUCUCAGAGACUGAAAUUUUGCUUCCUGGGUCGCCACCACUCAAACCUCAGGAUUUGCCUUCCUUCAUUUAUGAUUUUGGAUCCUACCCGGCUUACUAUGACAUCUUGGUGGGUCAAUUCUCCAACGUUGAUAAAGCUGAUUGGGUCCUUGUCAACACGUUUUAUGAAUUGGAGCAAGAGGUGGUGGAUUGGAUGGGAAAGAUAUGGCCAUUGAGGACAAUAGGACCAACUAUACCAUCUAUGUUCCUAGACAAGCGACUUGAAAAUGACAAAGAGUAUGGUUUGAGCAUCUUCAAGCCCAACACCGAUGCUUGCAUGAAAUGGUUAAAUGAUCGUCCAAAGGGGUCGGUUGUUUAUGUUUCUUUUGGGAGUUUUGCCGAACUUCAAGUUGAGCAAAUGGAAGAACUAGCUUGGGGAUUGAAAAUGAGCAACAUGAGCUUCUUGUGGGUGGUGAGGGCAUUAGAAGAGUCAAAGCUCCCCAAAACUUUUGUGGAGGAGACGUCCGAGAAGGGAUUGAUAGUUCAUUGGUGUCCUCAGCUAGAGGUUUUAACUCACGAGGCCGUGGGAUGCUUUGUUACACAAUAUUGUGGAUGGAAUUCUACGUUGGAGGCCCUCAGUUUUGGUGUUCCGAUGGUUGCAGUGCCACAAUGGACAGACCAAAGCACGAAUGCAAAGUAUAUUAUGGAUGUUUGGAAGAUGGGACUAAAAGCUCCGGCUGAUGAGAAAGGGUUAGUCAGGAGGGAAGCUCUUGAACAUUGCAUCAGGGAAAUAAUGGAGGGAGAGAGAGCGGAAGAGAUAAAGAAAAAUGCUUUAAAAUGGAGGAAAUUGGCCAAAGAGGCUGUUGACGAGGGUGGAAGUUCUGACAAAAACAUUGAAGAAUUUGUAGCGAAAUUGGUUCAUUCCUAAGUCCAACAUAGAACACAUCCAUUUCCGAAGUUGCUGCUGUUUAUGACAAAUGCCGUUCAUGUAAUAAUUGUGGAUUGGUUCAAAUUAUAUAUAUCUUAGUUACUUCUUGUUCAAUAUACACACUUCAAUAAAUUUUUUAUUUUACUCUCUA